UAAAUUCUAACCAACUCUAUUUCCCUAGGCCGGUAGCGGCAAAAGCGCCAACGAAACCAAUUGUGUUUGGUUGCGUAUCCUCCUUCCGCAAUCCGUGGCUUCGGUUGUAUCGUCGUUUGCGAAAAAUGAGCUUGUUCCAGAUUUUUGUGCUUCUGUUCCUUGUGGGAACCUGUGUGACACUCACACCAAGUACUUUUCUGAGCACAGAAGACUUCAAACGGCUUGAAACCUUGUUUGAAGGACACUUGUCGGCAAAGAAAGAUGUGCAGUCAGUAUAUUAUGGUGCCUUGGGGUCAAAACUGAUUGGAAAGCCAAUACCACAUGCACAGGAGGUGUGCAGAUACCUUAAGAGCCAAGUGGAUACAGAUGCCACCAAUCUGUUCUUUGUAGCCAAAGCAGCUGCUGCUCUGCCAGGAUGCAAGCUGACUGUGCCUGCAGAUACAGUGCAGGCCCUGCAGCGCAGCGUCGGCGAUAAGGCCCAGGUGUCGGACCUGUACCACGCCGUCGGCGCGCUGCGAGCGCUCAGCGAGAAAAUCAACAGCAAGGCUGUCUCACAAGCGCUGCAGGCAGCGCUGAAGAAGGAUGACGGCGUGCUCAACCUGGGUUACGCGUUCCACCUGGCCAGCGAGCUGGAUGGCGAGCUGGCGCCCUUCCUGGACCGGAUCGAGGACGCUGUGGUGCAGGCCGACGAGGUGGACCAAAAAUACCUGCAGUACGAGGGCGGCGUCGGCAUCACCUCGACUAUCGUGACUGGCGCCUACCGCCUGGCGGAGAAGGCCAACAAGCGGCCAGCCAUCACUGACGAGCAGGCCAUCAAGUUCGCCAACUACCUCGUCAACAGGAAGUCGAUCCAGUCGCUCAAGGGAGCAUACCAUCUGCUCAACGGACUCACCAUGUUCUGCAGUAAUAAGUUCCACCUGCCGGUGGUGAUGUCGCUGGCGUCGCCGGCGGCGCUGAGCUCGGCUCGGCCGCGGCUGGCGGUCCAGGUGACGGACCUGCUCGGCCGCCCGCUGACGCACGACCUCACCCUGCUGGCCGACUCGGCCACCCGGCUCCAGGACGACGCCGUCGUCAUCAGCAAGAGUCCCUUCGCGCCGUCCAAGGCUGACAAGUCGCUGUUCGAGUUGGACAUGCUGGCCUCCACGCCCGGGCGUGGCUUCUACCGGCUGGUGGUGUCGGCCCGUCCCAGCAAGCCCGACGCCCGGCUCAUCGGCCACACGGGCGCCGAGCUGCGCGUCAAAGUGCUGACCCAGAUGACCGUGGACGCUGUGGAGCUGGGAGUGGUGGACGCCGACCAGACCACCGCCCCGCGCACCAACAGGCUGGUGCAGCACAGUAAGCUGGGCUCCGUGCUAGAGGCGGACACCCACCAGAAGCUGCUGCUCAAGUUCACCAUCCUCGACAAGCAGACCAAGAAGCCGAUGCGCUGCCACCAGGCGUUCGUGCGGCUGGCGCACAAGGAGACGGGCGACGAGGUGGUGUUCGUGGCGGAGCCGGACGCGUCGCUCGUCUACAAGUUUGACAUGGAGGUCGGCGCCCAAACCAAGAAGUUCGCGGCACGCUCUGGCGCGUACGAGAUGCAGCUGAUCGUGGGCGACCCGGUGGUCGACAACGCCUUCUCUUGGACUAUGGCCGACGUGGUGCUGCAGUUCGCUGAGGCGGCCCGCGCCAGGCCAGCCGAUCUCUACCAGCCUAAGCCGGCCAUCCGCCACGAGUUCCGCGCCCCCGAGCCGCGCCCGUCGGCCGUCAUCUCCACCGUGUUCACGGCGCUGGUGGCGGUGCCGCUGCUGGUCAUGCUGCUGCUCUGGGCCCGGAUCGGCAUCAACGUCAGCCACUUCCCCAUCUCGCUCUCGGCCGUCGGCUUCCUGGCCGGCAUCGGAGGCAUCUUCGCCCUCUACUACUGCUUCUGGCUGCAGCUGAACAUGUUCGCCACCGUCAAGUAUCUGUUCGGCCUGGGCGUGGUGACCUUCCUUUGCGGCCACGACGCGCUCGCUCGCCUGGCUGCUCAGCGCAAACAGAAGGUGUAAGGCGCGCAUGCUGCACGGAUCACCGGCUGCAGUCGGCCCCCGCGGCGGCGGCGGCGGCCGCGCCGUCGCCGCCGCCGCCGCGUCCCAGUCAGCACGCCCGACAUUCCAGUCGACACGUCCGCCGUACUUGUGGAUGCGUUUGUUUAUGUUUUGGUUUCCUGUGGGGUUUGUCUGUCUGAGGCCUGUUUGUGUGUGUGUGUGUGUGUGCGCGUGCGCGGGGUCCGGUGAGCGCUGGGGUGGUCAGGUGAGGCGGGGUCUCGUCACCGGGCCUCUCGCCCUGGCCGAGCGGCCGCAGAGUCGGCCAGUCAGUCGGUGUGUGUCUGGGGUUCAGCCUGCUGUCGAAGACAGAACCUGCCUUACUUAGCCCGUUGUCCGCGCCUGCGCGCGCGGCCCGGGCGCCAACCAGUGACGCAUCGGCAGGCGACAGGCCCGGCGACCCGGCGCGCUCUGUGUCCGGCCUCCUAUCCGGCUUGGUUGCAGGCAUGUGCUUUCUGCGUUGUGAUCGGUUGCUGGACUAGCAGGCCGUGACUCACUGCUGCUGUUUGGCCUAGCUCUAGAGUCGCACUCCUGGUCACAUUCUUUGCUGUCACGUGGCCCGUGUCACAGGAUACCGGCAUAGGGACGUCCCGCCUUCCCUGGACACGAAACUAAAAGCGUCCAGCUCCCGCCGCUGGGAGCUCUAAAAACGAGCAUCCAGAAGUGAGCUGUGUUGGUCUGGAUCUGUCGUUCCGCACCUCCUGCCGCUGCGGGCCCGCAUGUGUAGGCACGUAUAUGGCCUGCCCGGAGAAGGGGACGACAGUCGGGUCAGCGUGGCAGACUAAUGCCCCCCCCCCCCCCCUCCCCGCUCGGUCACGGUGACAGGCGCCAAGCGGCAACAGCUCCCAGAGCGGGCGGCCGGAGCCCCGGUCCGCCGCCGCCGGCCGCCGCCCGGUGAUGCGGCAUGGCCUGUCGCGUCGGCCGGCUGGCGCACCAUGCUGCCGGCGCUGCUCUCAGCUUUGUAAAGGAAUGCUGCACCUGUGAUCGGGGUCUCACGUGUGGCGUGCCCGGCGUCGCGCCAAAAUGGUUUCGGCUGCAAUGCAAUAAACACGAAAAGUA
Messenger RNA from Pollicipes pollicipes, 3122 nucleotides. It is a transcript of the gene OstDelta, whose product is annotated as oligosaccharide transferase delta subunit. The record is from RefSeq and is a predicted model, not a curated record. NCBI's taxonomy places the organism in Eukaryota, Metazoa, Arthropoda, Thecostraca, Pollicipedomorpha, Pollicipedidae. Gene Ontology annotation, cellular component: membrane; oligosaccharyltransferase complex. Gene Ontology annotation, biological process: protein N-linked glycosylation. The transcript has 14 exons. The coding region runs from base 126 to 2027 and encodes 633 amino acids.